This is a messenger RNA of Spodoptera littoralis (African cotton leafworm), 1596 nucleotides long. The record is from the annotation of a GenBank genome assembly. NCBI's taxonomy places the organism in Eukaryota, Metazoa, Arthropoda, Insecta, Lepidoptera, Noctuidae.
AUGAUUAUCCUCCUUAUUUGGUCGGCGGUCCUGAUCGCCGUGAUAACGCUGUACUUCCGAAGACUGUAUUCCUCCUUUACCCGCCAUGGCAUCAAGCACAUAAAGCCAGUCCCGAUCCUCGGCAACAUGGCGAAGGUCGUAUUACGUGCUGAGCAUGUGAGUGAUGGACUGACAAAGGUCUACAACGACUUCCCUGAGGAAAGGUUCAUCGGAAGAUACGAAUUCACCAAGGAGUUAAUUGUAGUCCGUGACCUUGAGCUGGUUAAGAAAAUAACUGUGAAAGACUUCGAGCAUUUCCUCGACCACCGCCCCUUGUUAGGCAACGGCGAAUCGUACUUCUCCAGGAAUUUAUUCUCUUUAAGGGGGCAGGAAUGGAAGGACAUGCGCUCCACGCUGAGUCCAGCAUUCACGAGCUCCAAGAUGCGUUUGAUGGUGCCUUUCAUGGUGGAGGUCGGAGACCAGAUGAUGCGGUCGCUUCAUAGAACUAUAAAGGAAUCUAAGAAUGGCUCCGUCGAUCUAGACUGCAAAGACCUAACUGCUCGCUAUGCUAACGAUGUGAUUGCCUCCUGUGCCUUUGGCCUGAAGGUAGACUCACACAAUGACAAAAACAACAACUUCUACGAACUAGGGAAAGAGGCUUCCACAUUCAAUUUCCGCCAAGUGCUCAAGGCUUUUCUAUUUGCUAACUUGCCCGAAGUAGCUAAGUUUUUAAAAUUGGAUUUCCUCUCGGAGUCAUCAAAGAACGCAUUCAAGAGACUGGUGCUGGAUACAAUGGAAAACCGAGAGUUGAAGAAUAUUAUCAGACCUGACAUGAUUCACUUGUUGAUGGAAGCCAAGAAAGGCAAAUUGACGCAUGAAGAUAUGAAGUCUAAGGAUCUAGCUGUUGGUUUUGCUACUGUUACUGAGUCAGCUGUAGGGAAGAUAAAAGUAAAUAGAGAAUGGACUGAUGAAGACCUCGUGGCUCAAGCAGUGCUGUUCUUCAUUGCCGGAUUUGAGGCCGUCUCAUCAGUAAUGUCGUUCCUACUCUACGAGCUUGCUGUGAACCCUGACGUACAGGAGCGGCUGGCGCAGGAGAUCAAGGUCACCGACGUUAAGAACGGCGGCAAGUUCGACUUCAACUCCAUACAGAAUAUGGUCUACAUGGAUAUGGUGGUGUCAGAGGUUCUCCGACUUUGGCCAACAGCUGGAGCUCUUGACAGAAUUUGUACUAAAGACUACAAUAUGGGUAAACCCAACCCGAAAGCGGAGAAAGAUUACAUUAUCCGCAAAGGAACAGGGAUGUGGAUACCAGUUUUCACCAUUCAUCGCGAUCCUGAAUACUUUCCUAAUCCUUUGAAGUUCGACCCUGAGCGGUUCUCAGAAGAAAACAGACACACUAUCAAUCCACUCGCGUACAUGCCCUUCGGUGUUGGACCUAGGAAUUGUAUUGGGUCAAGAUUUGCGCUGUGUGAAGUUAAGGUGAUGACAUACCAGAUCCUCAGAGAAAUGGAAGUAUCCCCUUGUGAGAAGACCUGCAUACCGGCGAAGUUGUGUAAUGAAACUUUUAAUCUGAGACUACGUGGAGGACACUGGCUCAAAUUCAGAACGAGGACUUAG